Loa loa (African eye worm) is the source of this 592-nucleotide messenger RNA. RefSeq lists its product as hypothetical. The record is from RefSeq and is a predicted model, not a curated record. Lineage: Eukaryota; Metazoa; Nematoda; Chromadorea; Rhabditida; Onchocercidae. The annotation marks the transcript as partial. The transcript has a single exon.
AUGGAUGAUGACGAUGAAAUGAUGGAUCUAAUUGAUACUGAAUUACUUAGUUCGGAAGAAGAAUUUGGUUAUACAACCAUUCCACAACCAUCAACAUCAUUUUUUAAUACUCCACCUAAUUUAUUUUUCACAUCCUGCCAACUAUCUGAUUUAUUCCUGCAACAAUUUCCAUCAUUACAAAUGCCACAAUCAAUGAAUGAAUUAGCAUUGCAAUAUCUUACUGCACCAUUAAUACAAUUAACCGGAAAUGAAAUACUACUAGAACCUGAAUUAAUUUCAUCCGAAUAUUCCAAAAUAAUCACAUCUUUAUCCGCGCAAUCAAUCAAUGAAGCAUUUCAUCCGGUAUCAGAAUUAUUAAAUUCUAUAGCCUGGGAUCAAUGGCUAUGCUAUUUAGCCAAAUCAUUAACUCCAGCCCAAUGGCAACUAUAUUGGAUGAAUUAUUUAAUGUUAUUUGGUACCAUAGGCUUACCUCAACAUCUUGUCAAUUUCUUUGCAACCGCUACUACAUCAAAUUUUUCCUAUUCAUCUAAUUUAUCAUCAUCAGUGUUGCAAAUUAAAGCUAAUUGGAUGCUCUUACGACAACAAUUCUAUG